ACAAUUCCAACAAACGCAUUGAGCAAAUCAUCAAAGUUGAUUAACUUCUUAAUUAAUUAACAAGUUCAUCAAUCAACAACUUCCUCACAUUAAUUAUAAUCAAAAUUCGUAACAUGUCUGCUCAAAUUAAACUUGCUAUCGUAGCCUUCGUUAUGUUCACUGCUUCAGCAAUCGCGGUAAAUGCAAAGCUAGAUCCAACAAACAUUAUGCAGAUAACGAAAGAAGAGUUGAUGCGAGCUGAAAUAAAAGCAAUGAUGGAAAUGAAGGGAGUUGAAAAGAAAGUUAAUUUAAAUGAGAAAAGCUUAGAGUUUCUCCAAAAAUUGAUGAUGCCAAAAGAUUAUGAUUGUACUCCUUCCGGCGGAAUUUGUUCAGGUGGCGGACCUCCGGAAGAGUGUUGUUCUGGUUCAUGUGUUCCUCAUCCAAUACUAAGGAUUUUUGUAUGUGCAUGAGCGCAUUUUUAAAUAAUUAAGGGUGUGUUCUCUUUAAUAUUCCCUAGAUUUAAUUUGCUCAUGUGUGCUUGUAAUAUAUACGUAGAAUUAAUUAAUGUUAAUAAAAUGGGGCAAAGGGGGAUAUGCAAGAAAAGGGUAUACAAGGAUAUGAUAAUUUAUUUUGAUAUAUAUCUUGAAUUAUGUAUGUUACCAAACUUCUCUUAGGCUUGAGCCAAGAAGAAUUUGUAUUUUAAUUCAAAAUCGUUUAAUUCUUCUAAUGUUUUUUUUUCUUUUCUCAA
Spinacia oleracea (spinach) is the source of this 727-nucleotide messenger RNA. RefSeq lists its product as uncharacterized. NCBI's taxonomy places the organism in Eukaryota, Viridiplantae, Streptophyta, Magnoliopsida, Caryophyllales, Amaranthaceae. The transcript is spliced from 2 exons. Bases 114 to 449 code for a protein of 111 amino acids. The record is from RefSeq and is a predicted model, not a curated record.